Messenger RNA from Notodromas monacha, 663 nucleotides. The record is from the annotation of a GenBank genome assembly. Lineage: Eukaryota; Metazoa; Arthropoda; Ostracoda; Podocopida; Cyprididae.
AUGCGUUCCGAUGGAUUUUUUUUUUCUCCGACUGAAGCACGUUUUCUCACUUUCUGCCAGGGUGAUGGCAAAGAUGGACUCCAGUCUCAGUGGUACAGGGAAAUGCAUCAUCGCAUCCACCAGCAACCGGACACCGAUGUGGGCUAUAUCCAAGUGCAGUACACGAGAAAAAGUGAGUGUUUGCUUCAAGAAAAGUUGAGUGAUACCGAUUCACCGAGGCCGUCGUCGUUGACAGCGAGGUUUCCUUAUGACGGGAUUGCGGGUUACACGUCGGAACCCGAGCAAGACUUUCAGGCCCGUGGCACUCGAGCUCUGGCUCACGACUUCUCCUCAGUCCGCCCUGAGAAAUCCGAGGCGAACGAGCCGGUCAAGUACACACUUCCUGUGUACAGGAAUGCGCCAGGCAAGAUAGAAAAUUAUUUGCCCGGGAAGUCGUCGGUCGCCACGAGGAAAAGCUGUGGCUCAUCUCGGUGCCGCGCCCCGUCGUCCGGCGUUUUAACUGCGCGUGGCCGUGCUCGCCUUUUUGGCCGACCUGAAAAUAUUCUGCAGCCCAGUGCUGUCCAACUCGGAUGUGUGGCCAAGGGCCACAUCGUAGAGGGAUGCAGUGGUCCUUGUGGGCCGCAAUGCACCAGGACUUUCUGGAGAUUCGAAAUCCAAAAUUGA